UCUGAAAAGUUCUCUGAUGCAGAUAGAUUGGGUUUUGUGGAUAUGAUGGAAGUAAAGCAGCGGCGUCCUCGACCAGGUGACAAAAAUAAACCCAAAUCAAAAAGUUUUAAGUACUACUCAUUUAAAGGAAGUUCCAAAGUAGAGAUUUGUGUUAAAGCAUUUUUGAAUUUAUAUGCUAUCACGUACAAAGGCAUCAGGAAAAUUAACACCUUAUCACAAGGCAAGUCACCGCAUGACUUACGCGGAAAAAUGACAAGUGCUAAUACUUUCUCAGAAGAAAUUCGGAAUUGUGUAAAACAACACAUACAAUCAUUUCCUACAAAAAUCGGCCACUAUUCAAGACGUGAAAAACGUUAUUUGAAUAGCCAGCUAAAUUUGACUAAAAUGCAUCAGCUUUACCUAGAGAAGCAUCCAAACCAAAAGGUAAGCUUUUCAUUUUAUAGAUGCUUUUUCCGUAAAAAUUUUAAUCUCUCUUUCGGAAGACCACAAGUUGAUGUUUGUUCGACUUGUGAAUUACUAAAUAACAAAAUAAAAGACCAAAAUUUGAAUGACACGGCCAAGCGUACUGCCGUCGCAGAAUUGAUAGUUCACAAACGAAGGGCUAAAAAAUGUUAUUCAAAAAUAACCAAAGAUAUUGAAGAAAAGGAAAAUAAAGACCAAGUUCUGUCAUUGGUCUUCGAUUUUAUGCAAAAUGUCCUGUUACCCACAACGCCUGUGGGUGAGGUAUUUUACUACCAGCAGCUUACUGUGUCCGUAUUUUGUAUUCACAAUCUUAAGACAAAUAAAUCCAGGAUGUACGUUUACCACGAGGGACAGGCAAAGAAAACAGCUGACGAAAUGUGUAAUUUUAUUCUCGAAUAUCUUAAUGAAUUCAAGGAAAAUCAAUCGGAGCUUCAUCUUGAACUGCUGGGGCCAAAACAAGAAUCAUACUAUGGUCAGGAUGCUUUUGGCUCUCAUAGAUUAUGGUAAAUUUAGCAUGAUUUGGCACUUUUUCCCAGUUAGGGAGCAUUCAUUUCUCCCGUGUGACAGGGACUUCGCAUUGGUGAAAAAAAAUUUACGGAAACAUGAUAGAAUAUGCACCAUUCACGAGAUCUCCACGAUUAUUAUUACCAGUACAAAAAAUAAUACAAAAUUUUCAGUAAAAGAGGUUGCAACAAGUGACGUAUUAGAUUUUAAAACCUGAUGGGAAAAAUUUUAUAAAGAAACCUGUGUCUCUGAUGAAACAAAACAUUUUCCUCGUAACGAAAAGGUCAACUUUCAAAUAAGCACCUUUUCAUGUUUUAAAUAUACAUCCCAACAAAUAGGCACUGUUCAAGCCUAUCUUUUUACUGACGGUUUGGUGUCACAUACAUUUAAUUUAUCACAACCUGGAAUGGCCUGCCCAACUUUGCCAACGAGCCUUGCGAAUCCCUUAGAAAAAGUUCCUAUUAAGGCUAACAAAAUGGAGCAUAUAAGGAAAUGCACUGCUUUUGUUACAGAA
Molecule: messenger RNA, 1480 nt
Organism: Anthonomus grandis grandis
Lineage: Eukaryota; Metazoa; Arthropoda; Insecta; Coleoptera; Curculionidae
Exons: 2
Coding region: 43-969 (308 amino acids)
Source: RefSeq, a predicted model, not a curated record